AUGAUGAACCAGCUCUUGGAGAAAGUUGAACUUGCCACUAGAAGUAGAAAAGAUGAAGCUGGAAUAUCAGAAGAAGAAGAAGAAGAGACUAGAUACUCGUCAAUGGAGAUGCAUCAUCAGAACAAGAUAAAGAGAUAUGAAGAGAGAGAGAGAGAGGAUGAGAUAGCUAAAUGGAGAGAGUAUUACUGCUCAGAGGAAGGAAUGGAGGCUGAGAAGGCUAAGUGGAGUAAGAUUUAUUACUCUACUUUGAAAGAGAAAGAGAAAGUAGUCCAUGAAGAGGAAGAAGAAGUAUCUUGGGAAGUUGCUGAGUCAGAAUCGGAAUCCAAGGAGGGAGCCUUCCAUGGAAACAACUACACACAGUCACAACCAUCACCGCCACUAUUGUGUGACGAUGAAGAUGAAGUAUCAUCGGAAUUUUCUGAGUUGGAAUCGGAAUCCGGGCCAACACUACAGCUUCCACCACCUUCACUGCCGUUGUCUCCACAAUCUUCUAGGUAUGAGAACAGAAAAGAAGGAGCGAUGAUGAUCCUAGGAGGAGACGUAAUCAGAACUUCCAUUGUUGAAGUGCAGGAAGGAAUAGCCAAGUCUGAUAUUGAAGAACUAUCAUCGGAACUUUUUUAG
Molecule: messenger RNA, 621 nt
Organism: Lactuca virosa
Lineage: Eukaryota; Viridiplantae; Streptophyta; Magnoliopsida; Asterales; Asteraceae
Source: the annotation of a GenBank genome assembly